GUCCUACGGUAGAGCAGCAGGGUGAAAUGGCUCGAGCUGGUGGCAGGACCCUGGCAGCUCUACAGCCUGAGCAGAGAGCGGAAAUUAUUUAUCGUCUUGCUGACUUGCUAACUGACCGCAGAGAAGAAAUUCUUUUGGCAAACAAGAAGGACUUAGAAGAGGCUGAAAAUAAAGGAAGAUUGGCCCUUCCGCUGUUGAAACGUCUGAGUCUGUCUACAUCGAAGCUGAACAGCUUGGCUAUUGGUCUACGUCAGAUCGCAGCGUCCUCACAGGACAGCGUCGGCCGUGUGAUUCGCCGAACACGGAUAGCAAAAGACCUGGAUUUGGAGCAGGUGACAGUGCCUAUUGGCGUCCUUCUCGUGAUCUUUGAGUCCCGACCUGACUGUCUUCCACAGGUGUCUGCUUUGGCCAUAGCCAGUGGAAAUGGCUUACUAUUAAAAGGAGGGAAGGAGGCAGCACAUAGCAAUCAGAUCCUUCAUCAUCUGACACAAGAAGCACUCUCCAUUCACGGAGUCAAAGAUGCAGUGCAACUAGUGAACACAAGAGAGGAAGUAGAAGAUCUCUGUCGUUUGGAUAAGCUGAUAGAUCUAAUCAUUCCACGUGGUUCAUCACAGCUAGUCAGAAAUAUCCAGAAAGCUGCUAAGGGAAUCCCGGUGAUGGGACACAGCGAAGGGAUCUGUCACGUGUAUGUGGACACAGAUGCCAGCGUUGAGAAGGUUACACGAAUAAUCAGAGACUCAAAGUGUGAAUAUCCUGCUGCCUGUAAUGCUCUGGAAACUCUCUUAAUUCAUCGAGACUUGCUGAGAACCCCGUUGUUUGAUCAAAUCAUAGACAUGUUGAGAGUAGAACAGGUGAAGAUUCAUGCUGGCCCAAAGUUUGCAUCUUACUUGACAUUCAGCCCUUCAGAAGUGAAAUCUCUCCGCACAGAAUAUGGGGACCUGGAGUGCUGCAUUGAGGUGGUAGACAGUGUCCAAGAGGCUGUUGAACAUAUCCACAAGUAUGGAAGUUCUCACACGGAUGUUAUCAUCACGGAGAAUGGUUAGUGAUCAGUCUGCUUCCUUAAGC
Nestor notabilis (Kea) is the source of this 1065-nucleotide messenger RNA. RefSeq names its product delta-1-pyrroline-5-carboxylate synthase. The annotation marks the transcript as partial. The record is from RefSeq and is a predicted model, not a curated record. Gene Ontology annotation, molecular function: glutamate-5-semialdehyde dehydrogenase (NADP+) activity. Lineage: Eukaryota; Metazoa; Chordata; Aves; Psittaciformes; Psittacidae. The transcript has 7 exons. Gene Ontology annotation, cellular component: mitochondrion.